AUGGCCGUCAACGUUUACUCGACCAACGUCACGACAGACAACCUCUCGCGGCAUGAUAUGCUGUCGUGGGUGAACGAUUGUCUGCGAUCGCAGUUCACCAAGAUCGAGGAACUGUGCACGGGAGCCGCCUAUUGCCAGUACAUGGAUAUGCUAUUUCCCGGUUCCGUACCAAUGAAGCGUGUGAAAUUUCGCACUAAUCUCGAGCACGAAUACAUCCAAAACUUCAAAAUCCUGCAGGCUGCUUUCAAGAAGAUGAAUGUCGAUAAGAUAAUUCCAAUCGAUAAACUAAUUAAGGGUCGCUUCCAAGAUAACUUUGAAUUUUUGCAAUGGUUCAAAAAAUUCUUCGACGCAAACUAUGACGGUAGAGAGUAUGAUGCUUUACUAGCGCGCGAUAACCUACCGAUGGGUUUGGGUUCCGGUGCGGGUGCACCGAAAGGUAACGGCGUUUCGGCCGUUGCUCCGCCACGUAAAAUGGCAAUCGGCACUACCGCACCACGUGAUAGAAUCAAACCGACAGUGUCCAAAGUUGCACCCACCCGACAGAUGGUGCAGAGUCCGCCGAGCCGAAUCGGAGGUGGCGUCAAUGUAAAUACGAGCAAAUCGUCCUCCCAGAACAGUGUGACGAAUCAGCAGAUCGAGGAGCUUACCGCACAAAUGAACGAUAUGAGACUAAACUUUGAAGGUCUGGAAAAGGAGCGCGAUUUCUAUUUCAGCAAAUUGAGGGAUAUCGAAAUUCUCUGUCAAGAUGAUGAACAAAGCCAGAGUACUUUCGUUCAGAAAAUACUAGAGAUCCUUUACGCGACGGAGGAUGGUUUUGCGCCACCGGAUGAAAUACCGCCCGAAGAAGACGAAUACUAA
This is a messenger RNA of Anopheles marshallii, 858 nucleotides long. RefSeq names its product microtubule-associated protein RP/EB family member 1 (gene Eb1). Gene Ontology annotation, cellular component: cytoplasmic microtubule; microtubule organizing center; microtubule plus-end. The transcript has 5 exons. NCBI's taxonomy places the organism in Eukaryota, Metazoa, Arthropoda, Insecta, Diptera, Culicidae. Gene Ontology annotation, biological process: spindle assembly; regulation of microtubule polymerization or depolymerization; protein localization to microtubule plus-end. The record is from RefSeq and is a predicted model, not a curated record. Bases 1 to 858 code for a protein of 285 amino acids. Gene Ontology annotation, molecular function: microtubule plus-end binding.